Messenger RNA from Gadus macrocephalus (Pacific cod), 7366 nucleotides. RefSeq names its product neuronal cell adhesion molecule a (gene nrcama). The record is from RefSeq and is a predicted model, not a curated record. Gene Ontology annotation, molecular function: protein binding. NCBI's taxonomy places the organism in Eukaryota, Metazoa, Chordata, Actinopteri, Gadiformes, Gadidae. Gene Ontology annotation, biological process: cell-cell adhesion.
UGCAGAGCGGGCCCCUGGCUUCAUGGCCCCCCUGGGGGCCAGCAGCACCCAGAUGGUUCUCAGAGGACAGGAGCUGGAGCUGGAGUGCAUCCCAGAGGGACUGCCCACGCCGGAGAUCUCGUGGCGCAAGGAGGGCGGCGAGUUGCCUAGCAACAGGAUGUCCAUCGUGGGCUACCAGCGGACCCUGAGGAUCUCGAGCGUGGUGGAGUCGGACGCGGGCGACUACCGCUGCACCGCCAAGAACAAGCUGGCAGCCGAGCACAGCAUCAAGGUCACCGUCAAAGCCUCUCCGUUCUGGAUCAGCGCCCGGAACCUCAUCCUGGCCCCCAACGAGACGGGAAUCCAUUGUCGAGUCAGCGGAGACCCCAAGCCCAAGAUCACCUGGUCCAUCAACGGCAUGCCCGUCGACAACGCCCCGCUGGACCCCAGCAGGAAGGUGGAGGAGGACACAGUGAUCCUGAACCACGUCCAGUCGGGCUCCAGCGCCGUCUACCAGUGCAACGCAUCCAACGAGUUCGGAUACCUGCUGGCCAACGCCUUCGUCAGUGUCCUCGCGGAGCCGCCUCGCGUCCUGACUCCGCCCAACAACGUGUACCAGGUCAUCACCAACAACAUGGCACUGUUGGACUGCGCCUCUUUCGGAUCCCCCAUGCCCACCAUCACAUGGUUCAAGGGCAGCACCACGGCCAUCCAGAACGUGGACCCCUACGUGAUCCACGAGAACGGCACCCUGGAGAUCCACACGGCCCAGCCCGUCAACAGCGGCCGCUACACCUGCAUCGCCACCAACGCCCUGGGCAUCAAGGAGAACCACGUCAAGCUGGAGGUCAAAGAGCCGACCCGUAUCCUGAGGCUGCCCGAGUACAAGGUGGUGGAGAGGAACAUGGACGCCGUGUUCGAGUGCCGCGUCAAACACGACCCGUCGCUGGUGCCCACCGUGACCUGGCUGAAGGACAACAAGGCCCUGCCCCUGGGAGACAACCGGUUUGUGGUGGAAAAGGACAGCCUGACCAUCAGAGAUGUGUCAGAGGAAGACAAGGGCACCUACACCUGCAUCAUGAACACCAGCCUGGACCAGGACUCCGCCAGCGCGAUGCUCACCGUCGUGGAGCAACCGGACCCCCCCCUCGACCUUGAGCUGACGGACCAGAUGGACCGGAGCGUCCAGCUCACCUGGAUCCCCGGGGACGAACACAACAGCCCCACCCAGAAGUUCGUGAUCCAGUACGAGGACCUGCUCCACCAGCCCGAUGUGUGGGUGAACCUGACGGAGGCGGCAGGCUCAGGCACCACGGCGCGCCUGCAGCUCUCCCCCUACGUGUACUACUCCUUCAGGAUCCUGGCCCAGAACCACGUGGGCUUCAGCCAGCCCAGCCGCCCCUCGCGCCAGUACCGCACCAACCCCGCCGCGCCCGAUGUUAAUCCGUCAGAUGUACAGGCAUCCGGGACGGACCAUAAUAACCUGGUCAUUUCUUGGAAGCCGCUCACCGGCCUCCAGGCCAAUGGCCCCGCGCUGCGCUACAAGAUCCUGUGGCGGCAGAAGGACGCGGACCAGGAGUGGGUGGAGGAGACGGUGGCCAACGCGUCGCGGCACGUGGUGAUGGACACCCCCACCUACGCGCCCUACGAGGUCAAGGUGCAGGCCGUGAACGACUACGGCAGCGGGCCGGAGCCCCAGCUGGUGCUGGGCUACUCUGGGGAGGACUUACCCUCGUCCGCUCCUGAGGGGGUGCAGGUCAUGGUUCAUAACAGCACCCUGGCGGAGGUGCACUGGGAGCCCAUCCCCUCUUCCACGGUGCGGGGAAAGCUGCAGGGAUACAAGGUGUACUACAAGCGUGAGCGGGGCGUGCACGAGACGGAGGCGGAGGCCCCGGAGGGCGCGGCCCCCCAGACGGUGACGUUCGGCGGGGACCUCAGCGACGGCCGUCUGCCCGGGCUCCGGCCCUACAGCGUCUACGACCUCCACGUCAGCGUGCUCAACGGCAAGGGCGAGGGGCCCCCCAGCCCCAGCAAGAGCUUCAGCACCCCCGAAGGAGUGCCAGAGCAGCCUGGCUUCCUCGAGAUCUCCAACCCCAACGUGGACUCACUCACCUUGGAGUGGGGCCCGCCACUCAACCACAACGGCCGUCUGACCGGCUACACCCUCAAGUACCAACCCGUCAACAGCACCAGCGAGCUUGGCCCAGCGAAGCUCAUGACCAUCGCGGCAAACCAGACCUCCGUCACCCUGGUCAACCUCAAGUCCAGCACGCUCUACAAGUUCUACUUCUACGCCACGACAAUCAAGGGCUCUGGCCCCAGCAUCACGAAAGAGGCCUUCACCGUCAUGGACACGGCUCCCUUGCUGCCCACUGUUGAACCGGGCCAAGGCCCCACCGAGCCCCCACUGCCGACCCCCUCCCCCUUCACCCCGACAACACGCCCCCCCGUCCUCAAGGCGCGUCCACCGGGGCCUGUGUUCGGCCCGCUCAACGCCACGGCGUCCGAGGACGGUGCCGUGCUCAGUUGGGAGUACUUUGGACAACCUAGGAAUAUAUUUGUGGAGUACACUGUGGAACACAGUAAAGAGGAGUGGAAAAGGGAGGCGGUCAAUAGCUCCGCCCAUUCGUUCACGAUAAAGGGCUUGAAGCCGGGGGCGUCCUAUAAGGUGCGUGUGGUAGCUAGGGACCCGGUGACGGACUCCAUGGUCCACAGCACGGAGGAGGAGCUAGUCUCGGUACCAGCUGUGGCCAACCGGCAGGUGGACAUUGCCACGCAGGGCUGGUUCAUCGGGCUGAUGUGCGCCAUCGCCCUGCUCAUCCUCGUCCUCCUCAUCGUCUGCUUCAUCAAGAGGAACAAGGGAGGGAAAUACCCAGUGAAAGAGAAAGAGGAGGCUCACCAAGACCCCGAGAUCCAGCCCAUGAAGGAGGACGAUGGCACGUUUGGAGAGUACAGCGACACGGAGGACAACAAGCCGCUGAAGGGCAGCCGCACGGCGUCCAACGGGACGGUGCGGCGCGACGAGAGCGACGACAGCCUGGUGGACUACGGCGAGGGCGGCGACGGGCAGUUCAACGAGGACGGCUCCUUCAUCGGCCAGUACAGCGGCAAGAAGGAGAAGGACACGCACGAGGGCAACGAGAGCUCAGAGGCGCCUUCGCCCGUCAACGCCAUGAACUCCUUCAUCUAGCCCGGGAGGGAAAAAAGGCGGGAAAACGUGAGGGGGGAGGGUGGGGGAGGGGGGGGGGCUGUGGGAAGGAGGGGGUGCUGGCUAGCAAAGGGGGGGGGGUGGGGGGGUUGCUGGAGCUUCGCCAUCGGAUGGUUGACUUUCUCUGCCGUCGGCCCGCGAUUUGUUUGCGGCGAAAAUGGUUUGCGUCGCCAUCGUCGUCGAAACCGGGCGGGUUCUUUAGUUUCCUUUUCGUGUGAUGACCAGUUUCAGCUCGUGGCAGUCGCUGUGGUGUGAACUCACCCCCCGCUCAAGUCCUCCCCCCGUGCACCUCCACCUCCACCCACACCACCCCCACCACCUCCCCCACCCCCGGGCUCCAACCCCGCCCGCCGUUUUCGCUCCCCUACGCCGGUUGCUUCCAGGAGGCGGCGAGGAGCUACCGCAACCGAUUUGCGACCGUGGACUCGGCUACCCGUCGCUAUGCUAUUCAAUCCACCCUACCCCCCCCCCCACCCCCCGCUCUCUUGCUCUUCCCAUCACCCCUGGCAACCCCCCCCCCCCCCCCCCCCCCCCCACACCCCUCCUCCACGUUGCGUGACUCAAACCCCCCACCCCUUCACAUGAGCAGUCAAAGUAGAGAUGGAGAGGAGUGGCUGUUUGGUACAAACUCUUGCCUCGCAAUGACCGAGCCUCAGAGGACCGAGAGAUGAAAAAGGCGGAAAGCAAUAUGGGAAAAAAGAAGCAGUUGGAAUGUAGCAGAGGGCGUCCCCAACGAUCGACCAAUCAGACAAGCCGAGCACGAGUAGUCGGAAUUACGUUAAUGUAUUGCUGUGUGGGUGUCUGUGCAGUUUGACUGCAUUUGGAAAAAAUCAUGAAUAUAUAUAUCUAUAUAUGAAACAUGAUGUAUCUCAAUAUCCCAGAAUUAAGUGAAUUAUGUGACCCUCCAGCCAGUUGAAUUAUAGUCCACCACCCACUCAUGGCCCACUGCAUGGACUUUGUCAUCGUCACCUUUGUACUACGCAUUUGUUCGCAAAGAGAAAAAACUGAAACUUGUGUCAAUUGUUGAGAGAUUUUAUGGCAUCCUAAGACUGUACGACUAAGUGCACGUCUACCAGCAACUCUUUAUUGCCUUUCUCGUAGUUAUUUUCUUUCUUUGAAUGGUCAAAAGUAUUAUACAAGGUACUGUAAAGGCAAAGAAUUGGCAGUAGCAUCUUUGUAAACAUUUCUCAAAAAGGUAACUCAAAAGAGGAAUUAGCAUCGCACGUCUUUCAACGUUGAGAAGUUUUUUUGUACACACAUUUCUUUAAAUGUAGUAGAAGAGGUGUGUAUAUGGACUAAUGGAGAUCAGGAAUAUGCAUUUUAACACAACUUCACCCCUGGGUGUAACAGUUUAACCCCCAACCCUGUUCUCUGUUGUCACUCGAAGCAGCCAAACGACACAAGUUUUAAGCUAGGCUUCGUCAAACAUAUCCUUUUUUUGGAUCCCACCUUUUUCUCGCAAUGUCUUUCUUUCAACCAGAUAUCUACUUCUCGUCGCUUUCUGUUUGGCUAGCCUACAUCUAGAGCCCGAAUCAUUGCCAAUUUGCGAUUCUUUCUCUUUUAAAUAAUUGUGUGAAUAGCAGCAAACAUUUUAACGGCUAACAAAUGGCCGCCGGUUGUUAGCUAACACACAGUUGGCUAACAAAUGGUCGCCAACUGUGUGUUCUGUGUGUGACGCCGGAUGGAAACUAAAGGGCGACGUUAGUCGACGACACUCAAAAACAGAUUGGGUUCACGGCGUGAGCCAGAAGCAGCAAACAGGGUACGCGUCAGGUGCAUACAGUAUAGCUUCCUGAAAUUCAGGCAGGUCUGUUCUACAGAACCUCUAGGCAAGGUUUUCUAGUGCCUUCGUAAAUAGAGAACAUCGAGAUCAAUCCAUUGAGCGUUGAACUCCUCAUACACAAGGCAAACCUGGACAUCAUCAUCACAGUUACAUAUCACAGAGCCACGCAUCCAAACAAUAUCGGCCUCAUCUGCUGUAAAGUAAACCAGAAAGGCUAUAUCAAUUGUUCGUAAACCCUUUGUUGAUCCCUUGCAGGAUUUCAGGGAGAGCUCAGAACGAAUUUACAGAACAUAUGAGCUAAUGCUUAUUCAAAUGAACUUCAUGGACAUUAAUGGACGUCUUUAAAUGAUGUAUGAGGGACACCACAUACAUCACCACAUUUUCCGUUUUUAAAUUACAGCGUUCUUACUAAUGUCAAUAAGUAGGAGAUUAUGAUUAUGUCAAAGCUUUGCAAUGGUGGUGGUUGCAUAAAUUAAGACCCAUUACUGAGUAGUUACCCAAUAAUAAUAUUCUCAAAGCAACGCCACUCUAGGUACACAUCAUGUUGGAAGAGCAACCAAAACUGUACACCUACAUUAACGGAAACAUCUCUGAUUGUGAUUAAAAGAAAAGAAAGCGUGUUGGUGAAACAUGAUUUAUAAAAAAAAAACAUUAACUUGGGGUUAAGGUUUGUGUCGUCAAAGUCUAUCCCAUACUCCUUCUCCAUCUGGACUGAAAUACUGCCACCCUCUCUUCACCAGGUAACUGCCAAACGGAACAGGAACUCAAACAGACAGACUGGUACAGCAGCCAAUCAGAUUGGAGCUUUAGUGGGAAGCACUUAAGAGCUGAAGAGAGCAGGGGGCUUGUGUAUUAACGAUGGAAUGCUAACUGAAUGUGGAAACAAAGUUGUUUUUAAUCUAUUUAUACAAAUGAGAAUGUGGCUUGGUGAUGUGCCCCGGUGACUAUAGGUUCAUGCAUUUAACCCUGUAUAUCUGUGUGUGUUGUCACUUGUUUUGCUGUCGUCGACUCAAAGCAUAACUGAAACUGUACACACUAAGCACUCAGUGAGUUUUAUAUAUAAAUGAAUAAAAAGUGUGAGAGCGAGGGACUGACUGAACGUGUGCAUGGUUGAGUGUAUACGUGUGUAUGUGUGUGUGUGUGUGUGUGUAAUUGUAGCACAUGCAUGCUAAAGGUGUCAAAGCGUGCGUUAAGUAUUUUUUUUUUGUAUUUUGUUUUGCUCUAUUUCCAAUGGAUAAAACCACGUCUAAUACAGCGGGGAUGUCAAGCAGUCAGGCCAAAAAACUCAGAUAUUCCGCCAUCUUAUCUGUCACAAAACGACAAUUGAUUUAGAGAGGAGUUUCACAUUUUCCAUGAUUUUUUCGGUUUUCAUAACUUGCAUCAAGUUUUUAAAUUGCAGCGUGUCAGCUUUGUAUGUGUGUGUGUGUGUGUGUGUGUGUGUGUGUGUGUCUGUGUGUGUGUGUGCGUCUGUCUGAGUGUGUGCGUAGAUAAUUGGUUGUAAAUAAUGGCUUGAAUUGAGGGUAGAUAAGUUUGACCUAAGAGUCACUGAGAGUGGAGAGGUCAGAGGUGAGAAUGUACGGCUUUGACUUCGAAAAAAGAUAUGCAGAUAAUUUUUCUUUCGAGAGGAAGGAAAAAGGAAGUGAUGACAUUUGCGUGACAUGACACAGAUUGUUUUCAACAUUUGAUUUGCUGUGAUUUCUCUGAACUUUAUUUUCAUUUAGUUUCUCUGUUUUUCGAUGAACCUGUCAGGAAUCUUUGCUAGCUCAGAUUUGUUUUGGUUUUUUGGGUUAACAAAAUGUAGACUUGAGAUUUUACUUGAGAAUGUGACACUUGUGUUGUGCCAUUUCUCUCUGACAGUUCAUGCACCCUUUCUGUAUGGGCAUUCUUAAAUAUGAUGUAUCUUUUUGAAACACGUUCAACCAUCAAUACUAUAGCUCAAUGAGAGUAUUCACUGUUCCAAUUUAAAGGCUGAAUAAAUGAAUAACCAACAACAAGUGCAAAUUGUCAUUUAGACUUCUAGAUACAUAUAUGUUGGGCACAAUUCAUUUCUUUAAGAGUGAGACUUCAAUUAAAUGAAAUUAAAUAUAAAAACGAAUCAAUACAAAAACGGUCAAAUACAUAGGUAGUUCAAUAUAGAUUGUAUAGAUGGUUGGGAUUUGACAUCACAUGCACGGAAAUAUGAACAGACAUACUUGAGGGUGGAUUAGCCCCAGAACCUGAAAUAUUUUAGUCACCGGUGAAGAUUAAUAAUAUAUGAUAUAGUAUAACAUUCUGGUCAAUGUUGAAGUUACAUGAGGCAUGAAAGGCUGUCCAAAAUGGUUUACUGAACUAUAUAUUGCAAUUAUUUUGUAUUAUAAAUUAAGUUAAAAAUAAAGGAAUAAAUGUUGGUUUCACGA